AUGGCACCCAAACAACGUAAAAUAGAUUUAAAACAAACUUCAUCUAACACUCCGAAGUCAACACCAAGUAGUAAUUCAAAUAUAUGGAUAUUGGCUAUAGCUUUUGCUGCACUUGUUUUUUAUGUAUUAUAUCAAUCGCACAGUAAAGAAAAUACUAAUCCAUUUUAUGGAAUGGUAAAAAAUCCAAAAGAUAAAAAAAAAGUCAUUGAUGACAAUAAGUCAUCAUCUAUUUUUGAUAGUCCUUGUUCAAGUGUAUCAUCAAUAUCACCUGAUAAACAAGAUGUUGUAAUAAUUCUUGAUGAUGAUGACGGUGAAAAUGAUACUACAAUUGAUGAACAGUCAAGUAUUGAUACUGACGAAAAGAAUGAUAGUUUAAUUUUCAAAAAUUUAAUUGGUAAACUUGAACUUAAUAGUGAACUAAUUGUUAUAAAGCCAAAUUUACCUAUACGAAUAUGUACAACAGCUGUAGCUUAUUCAAAUCUUCAAGAUACUCAUAUAAUCAUGGUUCAUAAUCCUCGUAUGUCAACUUCUGAAUGUAUAACUAAAAGACAAGCGUAUAUGAAAGAAUCUUGUUCAUCAUUUCUUGUACCUAUACGAACACGUAUAUUUCAUCGUUCAUUAUCACUACUUGGUUUUAUAUAUGAAAUACCUUGUCCAAUAAAAAAUAAUAAUCGAUAUCUUGUUUUAUUUGACAAUUUUACAGCAUCAUAUCAUUCACAUUCAGAAUUUCAUCUUUGUUUAUGUCAAGAUUUUCGAAGACAUAUUUCAAAUAUUGAUUAUAAAGACUUACAAUUAUAUUAUCAACAUGCUUUUCAAAAUUUAAAUCUAUCUAUACGUUCAAAUUAUACGAUAGAUGAUAUAAUUCGUGUACGAAAAUUUGGUGCUCAAUAUCAUAAUGUUCGUAUUAUUGAUAUUGAUUGUUCAUUAAUAAAAAUUUGUUUUUUUGAACGAAAAUCAAAAAAAGAAAUAUGGAUUCAUUCAAAUUCAUCAAUUAUUGAACAAUCUCAACAAAUAUCACAAAUAACAACAUUAAUGAUUCCACCAUCACCACAAACUCCAACUGAAGAUAUCAGUUGUUCAUAUUCUGAUUUAACACGAUUACGAAAACGAAAAGAUCAUAAUGAUAAUACAAAUGAAGGUAGUAAAAAAUUUCGUGAUAAAUCUAAUACUAAACAAUUAUCAAUACAAUAUCAACAAAUGUCUUCAUCAUCUAUAUCUAAAGAACAAAUAUCAACAAUAUCACGUAAUAAUAUUGUAACAACUUAUUAUACAAAUAUACUUUUACCAAAAUUUCGAAUACUUAAUGCUUUACCAUCAAUAACACAUAAAUGUAGUCGACAAUGUGUUUUAAUAGCUGAAGAAAAUUUUUCUCCAAAAAAAAUUCAAACAAAUCCAUUUUUACUUCCAUUUGAAUGUAAUUGGUCAAUUGUUGAUAGUAAACCUCGUGGUUAUAAAACACCAUGUCGUCGUAUACUUUAUUCACUUGAUGAUAUUGAACAAUAUCUUCAUUUAACACAAUCAAAAUUAUCAAUAAAAUUUUUUAUUGAUGGAGUUUUAACACGUUUUAAACCACCAAUUGAUGAUUAUGAUAAAAAAUUUAUUAUACUUAAUGAUCUUUCAAAAGGACAAGAAAAUGUUGAAAUAUCUGUCUAUAAUGAUGUUGAUAAUGAUAAACCAGAUAAUUUUACAUAUAUAACACAAAUUCAACCUAUUGAUCAUCGAAUUUCUGCAGCACUUAAUGAUACAAAUUCAACAUCAUGUUGUGACUGUACUGAUAAUUGUAAUGAUCGAAUGAAAUGUGCUUGUUUUCGUAAAACAUUAAAACAAGCUCAACUUAAUCAAGAUCCAUUAGUUAUUGAAAAAGACAAAAAUCGUUAUACACUUGCAUAUAUGUUAAAAACAACAGGUUAUCAACGAAAACGUUUACUUAAUCCAAUAUCAAGUGGUGUAUAUGAAUGUAAUUCAAAAUGUUCAUGUCAUCGUGAACAUUGUUCAAAUCGUCUUGUACAACAAGGUUUAUUUGUACAUUUACAAUUAUUUAAAGAUAAAUUAAAAGGUUGGGGUUUACGUGCAUUACAUGAUUUACCACGUGGAACAUUUAUAUGUGAAUAUAUUGGAGAAUUAUUAACAUCAGAUCAAGGACAUGAACGUGCUCAAAGUAUAGAUGAUAAAUAUCAAACAAGUCUUGAUUUAGUUAAACAAGUUCGUUAUGAAAUUAAUAAUGAAGAUGGAGAUGAUGGUGAUAUUGAUGAUGAUGAUGAUGAACCAUAUGUUAUUGAUGGAAGUUUAUUUAGUAAUUUAGGAAAAUAUUUUAAUCAUUCAUGUGAACCAAAUAUGUUUAUACAAAAUGUAUUUAUUGAAUCCCAUGAUCUUCAUUUUCCCAAUCUUGCUUUAUUUACUCGAACACAUGUUAAAGCUGGUCAAGAACUUACAUGGCAUUAUAACUGUGAACUCUUACCCGAUCGUGAAGUGAAAUGUUUUUGUGGAUCAAAAAAUUGUCGUGGUCGAAUUUUGUAA
Messenger RNA from Rotaria sp. Silwood1, 2517 nucleotides. The record is from the annotation of a GenBank genome assembly. NCBI's taxonomy places the organism in Eukaryota, Metazoa, Rotifera, Eurotatoria, Philodinida, Philodinidae.